Molecule: messenger RNA, 2197 nt
Organism: Paramecium pentaurelia
Lineage: Eukaryota; Ciliophora; Oligohymenophorea; Peniculida; Parameciidae
Source: the annotation of a GenBank genome assembly
AUGAUUUUUUUCACUUUAAUCCUUUUUGUUCAAAGUUGCUUUUGGAAAAACGAAUACAUGACUUUAUACCCAACAAAUGGAGAGUACUUAGAAUAUCCUAUGAAUUAAUUAUUAAAUAUAGAGAGCGAUAAUGAUUAUUUCGAAAAUAGCAAUUUUAUUUACCAUUAUGAACCUAGUGUACCAAAUGUUUAAAUAACAAAUGCUUUUAAUGAAAUAGAACAUAUAGAAGGACAAGGUAUUUUAAAGAAUCAUAAUAUUAGAAUUUAUAUCAGUAUCAUCUAAUCAAACUCAUUUUGUAACAAUAACUUAAGAAAAUCAUGUCAUACUAUAUGAAUGGAAAAACUUAAAUUUUUAAUAGUAUGGAUAAGUAGUUGAAAUUGAAAAAAAAUAUAAAUGUUAUAAUAUCAUUUUGUUUGCUGAUAUAGAUGUCUUAAUUGAUUGUUAUGCAGAAGAACAUUUUUAUUUAUUAUAACUAAUGAAUACUAAUUUUUAAAUAGUUUAUUCAAUCUCAGCAAAGAAGCCAAUUAAAUCAUAAAUGCAAGGAAUUUAUAAUGAAUCAAAAACUUUCCUAAUCUAUGCCUAAUAUUAUCAAAAUUUAUCCAUCAUAACAUUAUUCUCAUCUCAGUUUAAAAAUUUAACAUUUUACUAAGAUUAAUUUAUACAGAUUGCUAUUCCUUUAAGAAAAAACCCAUUUAUUUAUAUACUUUACAAAUAAUAAAUAUCACAAUUUAUCAUUUUUUAGAAUGAUACUUUUGUAUAAAUAUAACAACAGUAUUUUUAUGACGAAGCAGAAGCUGAAAUUUUUCAAGUAUAUUAUAAUUACUAAGUUUAUUCUUCAUGUGAUUAAUUAUUGGUUAAUUUCUAUCCUAAUAAUAAUAGGAUAAUUACGAGUUAAUACUUAGGAUGCUAAAAUAAUUUUUUUACUUUAUUUCAAUUUAACAAUAUUUAUUCUAAUCAACCAAAAUUGAUUUAGUCUUUUUUGAAUAAUCAAUUUUUAUUAUUUUAAUCAUAAUUGUAUCUUACAUUAUAUAAAAUAUAUGAAUUAAUGCCUUUUGCCUAUAUAGAAAUUAAAAAUAACACUUAAAUAUAUUUUAAUAUAUAUGAUAACUAUCUAUUUACAUUUAACACAAAAAUUAUAGUCUAUGAAUUGAAAAUACCAUAAUUAUAAAUUAAUUUAACAGAUUAAUAAGUUUAAGGAAUAACUUAUGAUAUAACAAUUUAUGCGAAAUAAUAUAAUCUGAUUUCCACCCAUAUUUGUAAAAUGUUCAUGUCUAUUACAAUUCUAGAUGAGAAUGAUACAAAUAUUUAUGUAAUGUUUAAUAAAAAUUUGUAUCAGUAUAGAUCUAUUAGUGACUAUGAAAUAGAUUAAUAAAUCUUUGUAGGCUAUUCAGGCUAGUUGCUCAAAUAUACUGUUAAUAAAGAUAAUAAAUAAUUUGGAUCAUUUAGUUAAACAACAUAUUAGGAAAAAUUAUUAUACAUAAAUGAAUAAUUUUACUUGGCCUAAUUGUCUUAUUGUGUUAUUAAUAAUAACUAUAGAAAUUUAUGUCUUAUCGGAGUUACAAAUGAAUUAAUAUAAAUCUUGAUUUUAUUAAUGGAUUAUAAUUAAUAUGAAUGUUUUAUGGAUAUUAAUAUUCCUAUUAAGGCUCAGUCAUUAUAAGUUAUUUCUAACGAUUAUGAAGAUUUAAUAAUUGGAGUUAGUGAUAAUAAUACAAUCUACCUUUAUUAAAUAUACGCUAUUUACAAUGCACCCUAUUACUCCUCUUAUGAGUUUAAGUUUGAAUAAUAAUUUUAGUAAUUUUUAAUUACAUAUAAUAAUUUGAUAAUUUUGUUUAUAAAUCAAGAAAUUUAAAUCAUGAAUUUGAAUUCUACUGAUUUAGUAAUCAUUAACGAAACUAUAAUUAAUUAAUUAUUUAAUAGGGAUACUUAGCUAAAAUUUAAUCCUAUUCAAAUAGCAGUAAAUAAUUAGUAAUUUUCUUCAUGUUUAUUUAUCAAUAAUAUUAAUAAUGUCAUUAUUAUUUCUAUUGAUUAAAGUAAUAUACCAAUUCCAAUUUCAAACAUAGAGGUUAAAUUCUAAAUUAAAUAAAUAAAUAUUGUCAAUCAAUAAUUAGUUUUAUCUUAUAUUUGCAAUUACGGGUUUGAUCUUUGUUUCUAAGUUUGGAGUACAGAAUAAGAAUAAUAUUUAAAUACUAUCAGAUGA